This is a messenger RNA of Nilaparvata lugens (brown planthopper), 4156 nucleotides long. RefSeq names its product extracellular serine/threonine protein kinase four-jointed (gene fj). Gene Ontology annotation, biological process: cell-cell signaling. The record is from RefSeq and is a predicted model, not a curated record. NCBI's taxonomy places the organism in Eukaryota, Metazoa, Arthropoda, Insecta, Hemiptera, Delphacidae. The transcript is spliced from 3 exons. Bases 763 to 2127 code for a protein of 454 amino acids.
CAGGAACGCGGUCUUGUGGCAGCCUGAGGAGGCAGGAAGACAGGAAACUGAGUCCAGUUCCAGUCAGUCGUUCCAACAGUGUACAAGAAGUUGGUCGGUCGGUCGCUCGGUCUCUCGGCCUUCGGCUAAAGUCAGGCAUUCAGGCAUUCAGGUCGUGCGCACAUCUCCCUCCUUCAUUCAAAAAACAACUCGGCCACUAACUUUUUGAUUCUCCGCGAUAACGUUUCUAGUUUUGUGCACAAUUUUAUAUCACGAUUGACACCGAUCAACUAUUUCGCUUCCAAACCGGCGCUUGGUUGAUCAACUUGGUUGGGAGCAGCUUUUUGAAUGCUUUGGGACUUCGAACAAGUAGUCAGUCUAGAAUAAUAUUAUGAUAAUGAGACUAGCAGAGGUGAGAGGAGAAGCUAGCACAAAGAACUGACAAAAUUCGCUCAAUCUUCACUCAAACUCACAGCUCUAUAAGCACGUUUGGAUUGAAGUGGUGGAAAUCAGAGGGUAAAUAUUCUCUCAAGGAGAAAGCUGAAUGUUAAAAUAAACUUAUGUAAAUUGAAGCAUAGAGCGUAGCUCCCGAAUACGGCCGGACAAAAGGAAUGGGGUGAAGGCGGUUCCUGUGUCAACAACAAGUGUUGAGAGCCUGUGGAAUUCGUUGUUACAAUAAGAGGCUGUAGAGGCAGUCGAAGGUGGAGACUACUGUAACAAGUAGGACUACACGCUCCCUGUGCAGUUGAGGUGAUGGAUGCUACACUCAUGUAAGCGAGAGACAUGUUCAAAGGAGUGCAGACCAUGCAUCUCGAACCUCCUGGUAGGAAGCCGAGAAUCAAGUCAACUCCAAGUCGGCUGUACGCGAUUCUGAGCAGGAUGCUGUUCAGUGGUGGUGCUUCAGAUAGACAGACAUUAGUGUAUGAGCCGACAGUGAAGACGAGCAGUUUGAAAAGGCCUAUUUUCCUGGUGACAGCGUGUGUCGCUUUUACCUCGGGCUUCCUAAUCGGUGUUCUAUUGCCCAUGCCGAUGCUUCAAAGCCGUCAGUCGGCGAACAUAUCAGCAGCUAUCACCAAAAACAUAAGCCUUCCCCAAAACCGCACACACAGGUCGAGCAGCGACGACUCGACCAUCUUCGCAAGCGUUUCGUUUGUGCGACAAUCACUCAGAUCGCAACCGCAUGCGGCACCGUCGACGGCCCGCAGCCGGGUUGUGGACGGUGUGUUCUGGACGCACGAAGCUGAGCAGAUGCUGCCCAGAGGCUUCGAUGAGGCUGAUGCUGACGUGUGGAGGAGGUUCCUGCAGACAGCUGAGGUGGCCAAACUGGAGGAAGGGUGCGGCCGCAUGCAGAAUCGUCUCAUCACUUUUCAUGACGGUACACGAGCAUGCUGCAGGUAUCGUCAGAACACUGAUCAAAUCCAGGGUGAGCUGUUCAGCUUCUAUUUGGGGCGAAUACUGAACAUCAACAACCUGGUGCCAUCGUCGUUAGCUGUCGUCAAAACGACCAAUCCUCUGUGGAGAAACGUCAAGUCGCAAGUGCUGACGUCACAGUGGAUGGAAGAGCGGCCAAUCAUCAUGACAAAGUACAUGGAAGAUCUUAGACCAGCUAACAUUCCCAAACAUCUUCAGUCAGAAAACAGACGACUGCAUCCGACGGAUAUUCGUGAGGAUGAAGACGUACUAGAACUCGUGCAAUGGUCCGAUCUCAUCGUGUUCGACUAUCUGACGGCAAAUCUGGACCGGAUAGUCAACAACCUCUACAAUCUCCAAUGGAACCCAGGCAUGAUGGAGGCUCCUGCCCACAAUCUCGCCAAAAACAACGAUGGUCUACUAUUGUUUCUCGAUAACGAGAGUGGACUAUUACACGGUUACAGACUGUUAGAAAAGUACGAAGCAUAUCACAGUGUUCUCCUUGAAGCACUCUGUGUCUUCCGAAGAUCAACUGUAAAGAUGUUGGAGAGUUUGAGGGAGAAAAAGAACAUCGGAAGCUUGUUGAACGAGAAUCUUUUUAACUUGAACGAUCAUGAGGCCCUGCCUGUGCUGCCUGAGAAGAGUGUCAAAAUUCUCAACGAAAGAAUAGGAAAAGUGUUAGAUCAGGUUUCUUGGUGUGAAAAACAGUACUCAGAGGAGAGCAAUAGUGUCAGGUAGUGAGUGAUCUACUCACACCUCACAUUAUCUUACGAGAAGUGAAUAGAGACAAUUGGCUGUGGCUGCAUUCUAACUUCUCUAUCUAUUGUUUCAUGAAAGACUUCCCAUAAAUCUAUAGUUCAGUGUGUGAUUGCCUUUUUGUUCAUUUUCCUGAUACGAUAUCAAAAUAAACCGCCAACAUGUGCUAGUGACUUAUUAAGGAAAUUUAAUUCGAUCCUGCUACAUCUUUUCUGUAGUGUUUGUUAUAUAGUGUGAAUACACUACACUUUUAUAUACAUUUGUAGUGAAUACACUUUAAAUAGUUGUUGGUAGAAUUUCGUCUCUUCGAUGAUAUCGGGAAUAAGACAUUGAUGACCAUGAUUGAGAAGAAUCGAGUUAUGAUAGGGAAACAAUGAGGUUUAUUCAGUGUUUCAAAAGAAAUGAAUGAUUUUGAUAGGAACGAUAACUAUCAGUAUCACUCAUUAACUAGAGUUCAUGAUAAUGGUGGAUUUUAAGAUUAAUGGUGAAAUGAUUCACGAAGUCCAAUUGUUAUUUCUGAUUCGAAAAUCUUCCAGGUAUUUAUCCGAAAGUGAUGUAUUGAAAUAAUCUAUGGUUUUAAUUCGUACCGAUACCAUUGUAAAAAUACCAAAAACCGCCACAAAAAUGUCGGCUAAUCAUUCAAUUGAGAUCUUGGUGAUUUUGACGUGUGUUUAAAAUUUUGAAUAAUUUAGUUUCUUCUGUAAUAUACGAUUUUUUCAUUAUACGUUACCGGAAUUAAUGUUAAUCCAACUGCGAACCUUAUUCAAUGUUAAAUGGUUAUUACAAUCAUAAUUAAGAAUAGCUAGGCAUUCAAUAUCUACUUCGGCACAAGACAGACGAUUAGAGAGAAGGGACUCGUUAGUUCUAUUUUGAAAUUAUUGUACAGUGUACAUUUAUUCAAAUUUCAAAUAUAUGUUUACUGGGAAAGAUGGAGUAGAAUUCAUAUGUAUAUACAAUAAAUGUUCACGAAAUAUUUGACUGAUGUUCUCCUAUUAUAGAUAGAAUUGUCAAUAGCUACUGUCGAUUAUGAAUGAUUUCUUCUUCUAUAUUUGUGAUUUUUUGUGAUUUUUUGUCAAUUUCAUCUUUUUUAGUAAUAUGAAAAAAAUGUCGGAAUAGUUUUUAGAUCGACCAAAUUUGAAUAUUGCAAUACUGUAAUCAUCAACAGUGAGAUGAAAAAUACCAACAUUGGAAGAUAGUUUUACCUGUCUUUUAAAACAUCCAUAGUGAGUACCAUAUUAUAACGGCAGCAUUUGAUUACAUUAGUGCUGCUAUCCUUGCCUAUCAUUUGACAAAGCAGAUAGCGCUAUCCUUUUCAAGCUCCGAAACGUUUCCAGAUCGUUUUUUAACAAUGUAUUAAUAUAAUUAAUUAACAAAAUAUUAAAUCUCAAUCAUUAAAAUUUAUCAUUAGAUCAUUAAAUAAUAUUUUUUCUCGACAAAUAAAAUAGAUUAUUUCAAACCAGAAUGAGUAGUUUAUAUUACAUCAAAUAUACCGGUAUCAGCUAUCCUCUAUAGAAGGCAGUGGCAAGGCCGAGAAUCGGCAACGCUGUUUUUCUAUCUUUCUUCACUGCCAUUAUAACGUGGACCUCACUAUAGCUCUGAUUGUUAAUUUCAAUACUGAACUUCUGAUCAAAUCUCAUUCCAUAGUUUUAUAGGGAUAUCCAUGAUUGAUGAUGUUAUUGCAAAUGCAUGAUGAAGUUUCCCAAGUUUUAUGAGCAAAGUUGAUAAGUUUGUUAAAUUAUUUGAAAAUAUACUGUGAUCUUUGUUGCGUAGCAUAUUGUUUUUUUGAAAAGGAAUCUUAAUACUAACAUGUAAAGAACUUGUUGAAAUUGUAGAAUUCACUCUAGUAUAGAAAUUGAGUAGUUUUAGAACUCUAUAAUGCAAAACGAAUAUUGUAUACAUGUUAUAGAUGUAAAUAUUAUAAAUAUAAGAGCUGUUACUAUAAUAGUAUCAAAAAAUAAUUGUAGACUCGAUUAAAAUUUUGUACAGAUUAAAAAAGUUGUUCAAAAAAAAG